Molecule: messenger RNA, 643 nt
Organism: Phytophthora nicotianae INRA-310
Lineage: Eukaryota; Oomycota; Peronosporomycetes; Peronosporales; Peronosporaceae
Exons: 1
Coding region: 1-534 (177 amino acids)
Source: RefSeq, a predicted model, not a curated record
AUGCCCCCUCCUAUUGUCCCUAAGACAAAGGCUCCCGCGACGAAAGCUCCAUCGGAUUCAGACGACGGUGAAGUUACUCAAACGUCCCAGCAGGAGUCGAAUGCUGGCAGUGGUAGCGACGAAACCCAGAGCUCUAAACACGGAGACAAGGAGACCCCGUCGCCCACCAUGCCUUCAGUCAUUCAUCCGGCGACGAAGGCUCCCGAGACUACAGCUCCAGUCAGCGAGGAUUCCGAUUCCUCAAGCGGUAGCGAUGCCGGUCAAAAGACCCACGUUAAGUCGCAUUCCAAAACUGUGAGCGACACGGACACAGAGUCUCCGACAAUGCCUCCUCCUGUUCCCCCCGCGACAAAGGCCCCGGCUACGACGGCUCCCCCGACCGAGCAGCAGUCACGCGACGACGAUACGAUUCAAGUAUCGAGUUAUUCGACACUAGAUGCCGACAAUGUGGCUGCUGAACACGAUUCGGGUGCUAAACAGACCGAGGGAACGGUUGUUGAUAAGCCCGUGGGGGCUCCAAACUGCGUGAUGUAGUUCGCAACGGAAAUCACGAAUAACGGUUGAUGUUUUGAAGAUAGAGGACCAGCUACGUUGGUUUUAAGUAAGCAAUCUAGAGAUAUAAUUUGCAUGGGCAUUCGAGCAC